This is a messenger RNA of Cuscuta epithymum, 853 nucleotides long. The record is from the annotation of a GenBank genome assembly. Lineage: Eukaryota; Viridiplantae; Streptophyta; Magnoliopsida; Solanales; Convolvulaceae.
AAGCUCGAUCAACAUAUAUAUAUAUAUAUUCAUGAAUACGUAUAUAUAUAAUAGUAUAUAUAUAUGUGUACACAAAUUUCAACCCGUCGUUUUAGCCAUAACCGAGCCCUUAAAACACCUCUGAGAUCUUCCCCUGCUUGAGAGGAGUCCAACGGAAGAAGAAUCAUUGAAAACGAUCGUGAAACGACGGAGAACGGGCUUGCCGGAGUUCCGCCGGGCUAACCGUAAAAACGGAAAACGGAGAAGACGGAGGAGCUGCCGCUGCCGCCAACCCAUCACUGACCUUCGCCGUCCCCAAACGAGUCUUUUACCACCACCGUAUCACGAAUCCGUCGAGGUGGAGUCCUCUGCUUCGGUUCGGGGGUAUCGAGAGGGUAGCGUGGGUUGCUGAUUCGUCGAGUGUGCCACCUGCAACUCUAACGGAUUUUGGUCGGUGUGAAUACUCUGCUUCGAGUAUUGCAUGAUGCUUAGGUGCGCUGCAGGUUUGAUCGAACGCUGCAAGACAUUGGCUCGGUUUUGUGACAACAUGAUGCUCAGAGGUGAUGAGGGCUAUCUGAUUCAGGACGAGGUGAUUGCUGGCAAGGAAGAGGCUCCGAACAGGAGUCUACGGGCGAAGGAAGAUGAAGAGGUGUUGAUCCGUCCCCCUCCCGAGCCGCCGCCAUGGAGGAAGUGUGCGACUAGGGUUUGGACGACUAGUUCUAUUUCUGUUUUACUCUAUUUGUGUUUUUACUUCAAACCACAUGUUGUUUUGUUUGUCAUGUACGCUUAUUUUUGUCAGACUAUUACAUUAGGUGGGGGUGAUGAGAGGUUUGCUCUGGCCACGUUAGGCUCAUUUAGACCCACUACAGGAUCA